AUGCCAAGAAUAAUGAGGUUCAGCCUAUGGACGGUGAUAGCCGCGCUGGCCUGCGUGGCAGGUGUCACUUCAGAGUACCUAAUGGGCGGGCACAUGGACAACAGUGCGCCAAAGUCCUUGUUGGAAGAGAUCGAAUCUUCUCCGAGUUUGGCAAGGACGGCGCAGCUGGAUGACCUUGACCUGGAUCUUGAUGCAGAGGAGAGCACCGUUGCCCUCUCGACGUCCAACGACGAAGAAGCGCCGCGUUAUCAUCUUCCGUAUCCUUUCGCCUUUAACGGUGGAAGGCCGUUCUCUCUGGAGAAAGAUCCCAUCACUGGGAAGAUCGACUUCGAGAAGGCACCGCCUGUCAAGGCUCUAAAUUUCAGCAGUCGUUAUCAAGAACACGCGAACGAGAAUGAACCGGCCAACAAUAAGAACUCCCAAAAGGAAAAUAAUUCUCACUCGCCGAAGAAGAAGAUGGAGAAUAAUAAGGAGACAGAUGACGUUAGUCCCAAUGAGAUUAACCCUUAUUCGCCUAAUUUUCAUGACUUCCUCAAUCUUCCAGUUCAUUAUUCUUCUGACAAGUACGACAAGGACAAGUACCCGUUGAUAUCAAGUUCCUACGCGAAUACAAAGGUUCAGAGUGGCUCAAAUAGUUACAGCACUUACAAUCACAAGCCCUACCAUGGAGAAACUGUGAUGUAUUAUCCUACCAGGAAGCCGUACGUACCUAAGGCAACUUCGCCUACGACUACAACGACUACGACGACACCUAGAUCGAGGCCAUUCACCACGACUACCACUACUACAACUCCUAGACCAACAACGACCUCAACUACGACAAAACCGACAACCACUACGACUACGACCACUCCUCCAUCGCCAACUGCAGCUUCCACCUCCACGAGAGCACCUGUUGUAACUACCUGGAGGCCUCCAAUGUCCACUACUAAACGAUUCACUGAUCACUUGGAGGAUUACGAUGAUAUACUUCCAAUAGAGAAGCUCCAGGCUUCCAUGUACAAUAAUAAUCAUCAAGGGCCAAAUAACAUAGUGCAGCAUACACGAGAUCCUCAAACGAAACCACCGGUGAAGCAUGAGGAGUAUAUCGACAGCUAUGAGGACUAUGAAAUCGGUGAAGGAGAGGAUAUGAAGGACUACGUUUCGAUGAAGGAGCCGACCAAUGAAGUUGUCAGAACUAGCACGUUACCUACCACGACACAAGCUGUUCUUAACAUGACCACGACCACUGGGACUCCAGAAACUACCUCUAUGAUCACCACAACGACAAGUAUGCCAUCGUUAUCUCCAUCGACAGCGUAUUCAUCACCAGUGCCUCUAGAGAGCACUUUCCACAGCAAUUUACUGCCAUUCCAAGGUCUACCGCAGCGUCCAGUAACGUCUAUGCCUUUGGACAAUGAUCCUAGAGUGCCAUCAGGGUUUGAGAAUGAUAAUAGAAGGCAUGGUAUCGCGGAUAAUGUUAUCAUCAAUCAGGGAUAUCGACCAAAUACGCUUAUCAAUCAAAGACCAACUGGAUUAGGCGGAGGAAUACUUGUAGAAAGUACCAGUAACAUAGUGAUUCCACCUGAUCAGGAUACAGUGUCUUUUGUACUUGGCAAUCGACAGAACGUUGAAGGUGGCUACUAUUCAUUGGGCACAGCGAUUGGAGAGAAUCCUUAUGGUGGUUCCACUGGUAUCGAUGUCUCUUUCCGGCCUCUCUACGGUGUUUCACCGGAUAAAGCUAAUUAUGAUCCACCAGCAGACCAUCGAGGAAACAUUGGUUUGCCCUCGGUGUCUGUGUUGGACAACAAUCCUACUUAUGCAGCUCAGACAUGGAUGCAGCCCAAUCCUUCUAGCCCUCAGAAGCUACCCAAUGAGAUAGAACCUUCCAGAAUUCAGAAUUCGUUCGUCAAGGGUACUGUGCUGCUCGAACAAACAGAGGACAAGAAGGAGGAUAAAGAUAUCAACUUCGUGGUGUUCCCAAAGGAUGAACCUAAACAGCCAGUAGAGGAACACAUCGUUAUCGUGAACGAGGCUGAUGGCACUGUACACGAAAUCACAGCUUCCUCCACAACGUUGAAACCUAUAAGGAUGGAGCCUCCAGUUCUCAGUGAGGAACACCUCCCACAACUUUCGGAGAACCUAACUCCACCGGCUGAACGACCAAAGCCACCACCACAGUUCUAUUAUCACUAUCACCAUGGAGGAACGACUAGGCCAGACCAUCCCAGACCUCCUCAAAGAUUACCAUUGCCACCUCGUGGAAAGCAACCACCGUCUCCUCUUCCCCCACCACCACCUCCUUCAGAGUCAAUGGGAAUAAGAAGACGUCCUUACUCUCCGGAUUCUAAUCUGCCAAAUAUUCUGCCACAAUUUCGACCAAACGCCAAGACAUCACACGGACAUCGUGGAUCAGAGGCCAUUGGAACGAUUCCAGCUGGUCAGUCUUAUCCACCUAGAGUGAGGCAACCUGUUCAAUCUCAUCCUCCAACGAGAAGACCCAUGCCACCACCUCCACCCUCUUAUCUUCAGAGACUGAAUCCUCCUCCUCCUCCAAUUCACGCUCUCAAAUUAGCCGGUGCAGCCUCUACGAAAACGGAGAGCAUAGUUCCACCUAGAGAGGCGGAAUCAACAGUGAAGAGGUUUCGUCUCCCAGCGGUACCAGUUACUUCAAGGGGCGAGGACGACGUCAAACUUGCGCAUCGGUUGUCCAGUCAGAAACUGCGACUUGAGGAGGAGGAACGGUCGGAGCGUUACUCGGAGGAGCCACCCCAGGUGCCACCUAGACCUCCUCUGUUCCCCAAACGAAGAACAGCGGAUUCUCCACACGUAGCAACUCUUCAGAUGAUUCAGCAGCAUGGGGAGUUUGAGGAGGACAUCACAGAGCCAAAUCUGUCAGCUAUGAAUGCAAACACAAACGAUGAUUCAGACAGAAUUGUGAUUGAACAAGAAGCAGACAGAAGAAAGUUCGACAGUCAUGAAACCAUGGCUGAGCCACCAGUUUAUGUAGUCUAUCCUGUUAACACUGCCGUGAACAUUCACCCUGAUGACUCUAGAGAAAAAGAUGAGAGCGUGGUAGUAGGUACAAGAGGUCCUCAUAGACCUCUUCCACCAGAAACGCUUCUUCAAGAUAACGAGGAUGAAGAAAUUGACGAAGAGCCAAGUCCUCCAAUUCACAAUAUAUUCAACGGACGACCAGUUGCCUCAGAUUUCCCGUAUCCUUUAGAACGUCCUGAUCCUUCUAUUCUUGUUAAUGGAAUGAGGGAAACGCCUUUACUGGUGCCCAGUGAUCAGAAACAACAGGAAGAAUCUAUGAAAGAGAACACGGAAGAGAAAGAUGACAAGGACUCCAGUGUAAACGUCAUACCGUACUUACAAGACUUUGUGCCUUUCCCAGCGAGGAAGAACGAUGUUAUCUCGGCAACACUUCAUCGUCUUCCAGCUCUGUCGUCGUCUACACCGAUUGCCUACGUCUACACGCCAACUGCGCAAGCAUCUCACCGUCUUGACGUGGAUAUCAGGGACGAAGAGAGCUCCAAGACUGACAAGAGUGACCAGAAGCCUGUUCUUCUACCAUCUCAACAACCAUCUAGCUCCUCCAGUUCUGCACCGUCUCCGCAGAACUUCAUGGCGCCGUUUGUAGCAAGUGUCAGCGCAGAAGCACCUUCGAAGAACGGCUGGAGCGUCGUUGUGGUCGAACCUACGAUUAGCAGGAAGUCAGACGACGAUUCUUCUGAGAUUACAUCGGAUGCAGAGGAAUCUCAGACAGAGAAAGCUGAAUUCGACGCUGAGAAUUUCAAGCCGCAGCUGUUUGGUGGCUUCAAGCCGAUUUAUGAGUUUCCAGCGCAGGAUGAAGACAGGCCAGACGGUCGAGAAUCCAGCGAUUUAGACUUAGAGGUGGCCACGCACGACCAGGAGUCGGCUGAUUCCACAGUUUGA
This is a messenger RNA of Habropoda laboriosa, 3918 nucleotides long. RefSeq lists its product as uncharacterized. Bases 1 to 3918 code for a protein of 1305 amino acids. Lineage: Eukaryota; Metazoa; Arthropoda; Insecta; Hymenoptera; Apidae. The record is from RefSeq and is a predicted model, not a curated record. The transcript has a single exon.